Molecule: messenger RNA, 5386 nt
Organism: Uranotaenia lowii
Lineage: Eukaryota; Metazoa; Arthropoda; Insecta; Diptera; Culicidae
Product: coronin-1A-like
Exons: 8
Coding region: 679-2784 (701 amino acids)
Biological process (GO): actin filament organization
Molecular function (GO): actin filament binding
Source: RefSeq, a predicted model, not a curated record
GCCAUCAUCGUCGUCGUGGCGUGGCGGCCACUUCCAGUCGGUCGAGUCAGUCUCUCGAAAUCCGCUAAACCGUUAGGACGCAAUCGUUCGCGCGUGUCUGUCGACGUUCUUUGAAAAGUCUGAAGUGUGUUUUGAAUUUGUGCUCCUCAACAAAACAUCAACAAACAACCCCACUCAUCCUUCCAUCAAUCCAUCCGGUGGCGGCAUUCGGGUGAAUCGAACCUGUUGUAGGUGGCUUGUUGUUUGUUGUGAUUGUGCGGAAGUUACCGGGAAGAAAGAGUGCUCUCUUCUUAUUUAGUUACACCCUUGCGAUAUUCCGGUGUUUCUGUCGUCGCGUCGUAUCCGAUUAUCGUCUCAAGUGCAGCACCGAUACGUGUUCCUUUUAGAAGGGUUCGGAUUUUGGUAUCAAUCUCCCAUUUUGUGGCUGUCGCAGUUACCUAUAGGGUUUUCGGGAAUUUGAUUGACUAAGUUCUUUGGGGACGAUUGAAGUACAAAACUUAAUACAAGCAGUGUUUGAUACAAAAACAAAACUUAAGGAAGCAUUCUUGUGGUCGUGCCCUUGAACUCUGCGAAGUCCCAAAGUCUGUAUACUCGACCACUCAUCGUAGUUUAGCGAGGCUCUGUUUAGACCAAGUCCAAGUUGGUGUCACGUCACAAAGUCACGAAAUUGCGUGCGACAUGUUGGAGCCCUCCCUAGAAAAAUCUCUCCCCUGCUCAGGGAAUAAGGAAGCAGGAGGUGCUGAUGAUAGUGGAAGGAAGCUGAAUUCGACGAAAAACAAGAAAAGUCUGCUGGCUUUGGAGGGUCUGAAGCAGCAACUGGAACAUCGACCGGAGGUUGGGGAAAAAGAAAUGCCGUCUGGUGCAGUUUCGGGUACUACGAGUCCCACCAGCAACAACAAUAAUCUCAUCGAUUCGCGUGCUUGUGCUAAGCCGAAGAAAAAGCUAUGGUUCCGCGGGGUACGUCCCUCCAAAUUCCGGCACGUGUACGGGCUGCCGACCCGGAAGGAGUGCUGCUACACCGACAUCAGCGUGGUCCGGAGCGGCAACGACGGAAACUUCUGUGCCGUCAAUCCCACAUUCCUGGCCAUCGUGGCCGACACCACUUUUGUGGUCAUUCCCAUCAACCAAACCGGCCGCAUCGAUUUCCAGUGCUGCAAGGUGAUCGGACAUACCGGCCAAAUUCUGGAUCUCAAAUGGAACCCUUUCGACGAUAAUAUGAUUGCGUCGGCUUCGGACGAUUGUACGAUUAAAAUCUGGAAGAUCCCGGAGGGUGGGCUCACGAGCAACCUGAGCGAAUCGGCCCUAGAGCUGGUGGGGCACAAGCGCAAGGUGCUGCACAUCGAGUGGCAUCCGACCGCGUCGAACGUGCUGAUCAGUGCCGGCUUCGACCACCUGAUCUGCGUCUGGGACAUCGGAAGCGCCGACAAGCCGCUGCUCAAUGUGAUCAACGUGCAUGUGGACAUGAUCUACAGCUUGGCGAUCAGCCGAGACGGGGCACUGAUUGCUACCACCUCCAAGGACAAGAAGCUGCGAGUGAUCGAGCCGCGGAGCGGGAUCGUCGUUUCGGAAGGAAUUUGUCACAUGGGCACUAAGUGUUCGAAAACCGUCUUCCUGGACAACAAUCGGAUCCUCACGACCGGCUUCUCGCGACACUCCGAUAGACAGUUCGCAAUUUGGGAUCAGCACGAUCUGGUUAAGCCUCUGGUUCAGGAAGUGAUCGACAGUUCGAGUGGUGUUGUGACACCCUACUUCGAUUACGAUACCCGGAUGAUUUAUCUGGCCGGGAAGGGCGAUGGCAACAUCCGAUACUACGAACUGGUCGAUGAACCACCCUACGUGUACUAUCUGAAUCAGUUCCUGUCCGGACAGCCCCAGAAAGCGCUAGGAUUUAUGCCCAAACGGGGCGUCAACGUGUCCCAGUGUGAGGUCUUCCGGUUCUACAAACUACACGCAACCGGAAACAUUUGCGAACCGAUUUCGAUGAUUGUCCCCCGCAAAUCGACACUGUUCCAGAGUGAUCUCUACCCGGAUACGCUGGCCGAUAUGCCGGCAAUCGGUGCCAAAGAAUGGUUUCAGGGACGAAAUGUGCAACCCAUCCUCAGGUCCAUGAAGACUGGAGAGUCUAUUGUAGAAGCGGCUACCAAUAAAAAGAGUCGACCCGAACUGAGCAGAUCUCUCUCAAGUCACCAUCAUAACAACAGCAGCUCAAAGCACAACGUUCUGAGCAGCAGCAACCAUCAUUCCGGAACGAAUGGACUGAACCAUAACAGCAGUAGCAACAAUAAUGCCACCAACGGUUCCUCUACCAUAAAUGGUAACAAUUACACGAACGGUACUACCAUAACCAAUGGUAAAAACAACAAAGAAAACGAGCACGACAACCGCAAAGUGGACAAUAAUUCCAAGAAAUUCGCAUUCCUCUCGCAACCAACCGUUCCAGAUUAUCGACCUCAAACGAUAAUCGAAAAGAGUCAAAAGACGUCAACGAAUCAAAGCACCAAGUUCCACCAGCUGCAGGCGUUCUUCGUGCAGAACCAGGCGGCUAACCACAAGGACAUUGCCAACCUGCAGAACAACCUGCUGAGCAGUUCGCGGAACAGCUCCCGCAACAGCUCGCUGGAGAAUAUCAACCUGCUCAACUCGGAGAAUGAGCUCCGCAAAGCGUUCAACAAGCAGGCGGAAGAAAUCAAAAGCCUCCGGAAGUCGCUCAACAACUCGGAAAAACGGGUCCGGGACCUGGAAGCCGAAGUCAAGCGAUUGCUGGUCAAACAUCAACAACAUUAACCUGAAGUUAGCUGGGAGGAGAAUUAGGGCUAUUUGUUGUUUUUGUUUUUUUUUACAAUCGACUGUGUAAAUCAUCGAAAACGAGAUCCGAACGAAUCGAAACGGUCAGGAGAGUUUAAUUUAGGUUUAGACAGUUUAGGUUCAAUUUAUGUUUUUUUUGGUUUGUUUAGUAAUUUUCAAAAGUUUUUGUUCAAUAGUUUUUUUUCACCUUAACCUAGAAAAGAAAAUAAGUCAAUAGCAUACGAAGCAGGUAAUUCGUAGAUUGAUCGAUGAGGUUAAGACGCAACCAUCCAAUAUUUAAAAUACAGUGCUCAACAGAAAUUCCACUACUUAUGGUAACUAACAAUAGUAUCCCUAUCUACAAAUAGAACUGAUAAAAGUUGGAGAGAUCCUGCUUUUCUGUUUAAAGCUGUAUGAGAAAACAAGCUUUUGGGAGUUUAGCUUCGCCGUGAGAAAGUUGCUGUGUAUAACUGUAUGUAAGUGUACUUGAUGGAAUCUAAUGCAUUUUGCGCUAAAUGGAUCAUAAAAAAAGACGGAAGAAAACAAACUUGAAAAUCGGAACAAUUAGGAGCGAAAUAUAGCCAAUAAGACUUUAGAUCUUGAGAAUAUUGCUAUCAACAAAAAUUUAGCUCCAAGUGAGUCAAGAAACUUUAAAUGGUUCAAAUAUGUUUUUGUUUCAAAAAAGUUCUGAUAAUUAUUGGCGCCCAACGUGGGGUUGUUGUGAAAUUUUUCCAAAUUGUUUGAUGUAUUUAACUUAAAACGAGAAAGAUUAGUUCGAAAUAUUUGUAUUUAUAUUGUACUGUAUUUUCUUGAUUCAGAUUACAAAAUUAUUAUUACCAAAUUGUUUAGAUGUGGAAAUGAUCCGCUUUUUUAAUAAAACAUGAAACAGAAAACGCUCCGUCACGUAAACUGAACAAUAGAGACAGAAAAACCAACAAACAAUGACUGUAAGCUUAGCGAAACGUAGCUUGUAAGAAAGGUCCCAAAUAAUAAAAGUAUAUAAUAACGAGUAACAUUAUUAACAGUAGCAAAUAAUGGUAAAACAUAUAUAUUUUUAGAGACGAUUACAACUGGAACGAUGAGACACAUUCAUUCACUUGAAGCAAAAAUUUCAAAAACAAAAAUGCUUAAGCAAUUAAAAACGGACAAAUAAAGCUAAAACAAAUAAAAAUUGUGAAAAGAUAAACCUGCGACCCAAUCUCAAAAAUAAGUUACCAACAAAUAAGAAAGAAAUCAUCAAUAUUGAUGAAUACAAAAGGAACAAUUAUAUUUAUUUGAAAGAUGAAGAAAAAAAACACACUAGCGCAAAUUUUCUCACUGACAAGACAACACAUCCACAAAUUGCAAAACAAAAAUAUGAGCGAAACAUGUGAUUCAAACAAACUUAGGUAAGAUAUUCGAAGAUUUUAGUUUCAUUAACUCCAAACGGGACAAGAAACUUGUCCGCAAUUUGGUUGAAAAAAAAAAUGAAGAAAAUUGUUUCCUCCUGUUAGAUUGAUUUGUAUUGGUUUAAGUUUUAGCAAGUAGGUUAAAGUAUUUACCUCUUUAAAUGAAUUUGCAUUCAAGGCGUUUGAUUUUUCCUCUUAUAUAGACACACAAAUGCGAGAAUUCAAAAGUUCUCGUUAGAUUGGCUGUUAUUGUUCCCCUACUUGAUUAGUUAUUGUUUAUAAACAGAAAAUCGGUUCUCAAACUAGCUGCUUAUAGUAUUUGUGAUUCCACUGUACGGUCACUGUAAGAAAAGAAUAACAAUUUGGAUUCCGUUAGCAUAUGUGUUGUUGUAAUUAUGUAAUUUAAUCUGUAGACACGUUUUGAAAAAUCUAGUUUAUCUACUAGUUUCAGCGCACAUUUAACAGUUAAAAUUCUCAAACAAAAAUUACCAAGCUCUCAACAUUCUUGAAUCUUUUCACUUAACAACGUUCUACUGGAAAUCAGAAUUUGAUUGCAGCUAAAAACUGCAUAUUUGCAAUUCAUAUAUAACAAACAUACCCGUCUACAUUUGGUGGUCUCUAAUUCGGGCGCCAUAAAUGAAUAAUUUAGAAAAAAAAUUUGCUACCAACGUUCCAAAUCAAAAUACAUAUACCAACACAAAAUACUUACUUCAAAUGCUUCUAGACUUGCGAAUAAUCCGCAAGAUGCGCUUCGCUUUUUACAUUGUCCAACAUAACACAACACCUAAAAAACAAAAAUACAAAACAAAAGUUUCCAAGUUCCACUGCUUAAUGGUUGGCUGCGUGCUGUAAUCGAUAAUAAGGUUGCUUAACCUAAAAACAAAUCGAGUAAAACGAAACAUUCAAACAGAGAUAAGCCUGUCCAAAUAUUCACCUAUAACCUUCUAUUUAUAAUAUUCAUAAACUGGAUAAAGAGGAAACGGAUAAACACAGAUAAAACAAACACUUAGAAAUAGAGUGCAAACAUGCUUGAGCGAUGUGCAAGCAUUUUCCCGGUAUGCAUCUGUAGAUGUGCGUACACAUACAACGCAUUUUGUGCAAAGGCUAGCUGUCAACGGCAAAAAUCGUAACUGCUAACAGACAGACACUUGGAACAGCAACAACAAGAACAGUGUUCGAUGGAAAUAAAAUCGAAUAAUCAUACAUGAUUACAA